AUGGCAGGGAAGGGUGCAGCCGUGAUAGCACGGGGUUGGCAGCUGGAGCAGCUAGUGCUGACGUGGAGCAUUGAAGACAUCUUUAACGAUGAGCUGCUACAAGAGAAGGUGCGGCCCAUACCAUCCACCUUCGCGGAUGUACCCUCGUACCUGUCUGCCUUCCGCUGGCCCCUGCUGGAGGAGUGCCGUGCAGGGCUCAAGCGCGGCCUUGAGCAGCUGUCUGCCACCGCCUCCACACGGGUCGUGGUCAGAGCGGUGCAGAGGAGUGGUGAUCGGCGGGCAGCGAGAACGGAUGUAUGUGGUGAGGUGGAGAGGGAUGACUGGCAGCGGCAGUCUGUGAGUUACUUCGGUGAUGACGGCUGCCAGGGCGAGGUGCGUGGAAGUUCAGUGCACAGUAGUGCACCGGAUGAGAUAGAACCACCGUGGUGCAUGGCGCCACAUGGCCAACCAACUGGUCGGUGCAGAGGCCAGUUGGUAGGCGCAGGGAAGGCACACUCAGAGCUGGCGUGCUGUGAUACAGAGGGAUUCUGCUAUGUGCGCUUUGAAGUGCAGCAGCAGCAGCCUGCAGGGGGCGCGGGGGCAGCAGCGAGGCUGCAGUGGGGAGGUGCAGCGAGGCUGAAACCCACAGAUGUGGUGUUGCUGUCCACUGUAGCUCCCUCUGGCCCUGCAGACCUGCUCUGCCCGGGGGUGCUGUAUCGCCUUGCUGUCCUUCUUGUGGAAAGAAACUCGUCCGGGGAGGAUGGAGAUGACAAUCGCUGUUUCCGGGCCAAAAUAUGCACUCCAGAGGGUUCCCCUGAGUAUCAGGGCAUGGUUGGGGCAGCAUGGUAUGUGACCUUUUUGGGUAGCUUGGCGACACCGCAGCGUGUGUGGGGUGCUCUGCAUGACCCGGUGCUUGAGGUGGGGGAGCUAGGAAGGGGUGGCGCAGGCACAGUGGAGGAGGGGAUGGAGGGCGAUUGGAGGCGGAGGAUGUUCAGGGAACUGCUGUGCUUGGAGCAGAGGCCGGGGAAUGGUGGGCUAAGGGCGGGAAUGAAGAGGGGAGGCGGAGAAGAGAGAGAGAGCGCCUCCACAUUUAUGCCAGUGCUUUCUAUCACUCCAGAAGACACUCCGCACCUCCUGCAAGCUGUUUCUCAAUUCUGCACAUCACGCCGACUCAACCAUCCCCAGCGAUCAGCAGUCCUUGCUUGCCUUAGGGGGCUGCUCUCAGCCACCACCGACGCUGCUCGUACCAGCAACUUCUUCUUUCCUCUUGGCCCCAUUUCGCCCUUCUCUUCGUCCUCGUCCUUCUUGUCCUCCCCCUCUCUCUUCGGUGCUGCUCCUCCUCUGCUGCAGCUCGUGCAAGGCCCGCCCGGCACAGGAAAGACUCACACGCUUUCUGUGCUCCUCUCGGUCGCGCUCGCUCUCGGUGUUCGCACCCUCGUCUGCGCGCCCACCAACGUGGCCGCAGCUGAAGUUGCCAGGCGAAUGCUGCGCCUCGCUAUGUCCCCCGACACUUCCUCCCACUUCCCAGGCUUCUGCCAGGCACAACAGCAGCAGCAGCAGCGGCACGGAUGGUCGUCCCAGUUGGAAAAGUCGUUCUCGACUGGAGGGCAGCUGCGCGUUGGAGAUAUCGUCCUGCUGGCGAGUGAAGACAGGCUGGCGGUAGACCCAGAGCUGGAUUUGAUUCUCCUGGGGGAAGGGAGGAGGAGGGAGCCCGGGGUAUUUCCGAAGCGGAAGGGGUGUGUGUGCCGUGGACGGGUAGCGCGGCUGCUGGGAGCUUUGUCUUUGCAGUCAGGCUGGAGGGCGUCUGUGCUCACUCUGAUGAGCUUUCUUGAGAAUUCAGCGGAUGAAAUGAGUCGGGUCCACCGGGCACACUUAAAGAUGCUGGAGAUGUGGAUCAGAGAGGAUCUGGGUUGGAUAAACAGCAAGACGCAAAGCAAGAAAGGGACAGAAGGCCUUCCGAAUCUGCUUGAGUUCUUCCAGGAGCGUGUGGCUCAGCUCAUUGACCGUGCUUUGGAGGGCGCGGUGAGCUUGGCUCACCAUCUGCCGUCCGCCCUUUUGCCAGAGCGCGAGCGUGUGCUGCUGCUGCAGGCGGGCGAGCUGUUAGCAGCCUUGCGGCACCUCCUGCUUUGCCCAGGGCUCUCAUCUGAUGCCGUACUAAGCUGGCUUGAUGGGUCACAUACAGGGGAGGAGGAUGAUUUCGAGUUCAGCAUCUCAUCAGUCCUACAGGAGACUGCUGUGCUUCUUGCUCCUUUUGAGAAUGUCGACAGGGGUGGCGGAAUUAAGGAUUGCUCCAGCUGGGCCGGCAGGAUGCUUAGGUUGGGAACAAGGGGAUCCAUCAACAAUCAAGCCGCCGCAAGCGCUACUACCAGCACCAGUGAGUCUUUUGCCAUAAGCAACGACUCCACUGCUGCCAGCAGCUCAACCAGGGAUGCGCGCAUCUCUCUCCCGCAAGCCGAGUGUCUCUUCCACUCCAUCCGCCGCCACCUGAAGCACAUCGCCAAGCAGAGCCCUGCCUUCCACAUCCCCACCCUCAGCAGCAACCCAUCAGCUGCCACCGUGGCCACUCAGUGCGUGGCAGGUGCACGCCUCGUCCUCUCCACCGUCUCCUCCUCUGCCCGCGCUCUCGUCCGCUGCUCGGGCCACUUUCCACUGCUGCUGCUGGACGAGGCGGCUCAGCUAGUGGAGGCGGAGUCCCUGGUGGCCCUGCAGGCGCGUGGGCUGCGCUAUGCCGUGCUGGUGGGGGACCCCAAGCAGCUGCCUGCUACCGUCAUGAGCAAGAAUUGGCUUGCAUAUCGCACCUGCAAAUCCAAUCCCUAUCAUCAUAACCUAUACGCCUCCCAUGCCUCUAAUCUGGACAUUGACCCGCAGGUGGCAGUGCAAGGCCACUACAACCGCAGCCUGUUUGAGCGCCUGCAGAGCACCGGGUGGCACGCAGAGCUGCUGAGCGUGCAGUACCGCAUGCACCCGGACAUCAGCCGCUUCCCCUCGCACGGCUUCUACCACGGCCGCAUCGAGGACGGCCCCAACGUGUGCCAGCCCUCGCACUGCCCUCCGCACCUGCAUCUGUUGUUUGGCCCGUACAGAUUCUUCCAUGUGAGGGGGCGUGAGGAGAGGGACUCUGCGGCUGUGGAUGCAGGCAGCCGCAGCGUUUCCAAUUCGGUGGAGGCUGCCGUUGUGAUUGCUCUGCUCACGCGACUCUCCACAGCAUGUCAAGGCAAGGAGGGCGGGGGGGCUGUGAAGGUGGGGCUCAUCUCGCCAUACGCCCGCCAGGUGGAGCUGCUGCAGCGCGCCGUGGAGGCCAAGCCGUGGCCCUCCCUGACUGUGGAAGUUAACACAGUAGACGGGUUCCAGGGCAGGGAGUGUGACGUUGUUGUCGUCAGCACUGUUCGCUCCAACAGCUCGAGAAGCAUCGGAUUUGUCGCGGAUCCUAGGCGUCUGAACGUGGCCAUCACCCGUGCGCGCCAUGCUCUGUGGGUGGUGGGUGAUGCACACACGCUGCAGAGGGGAGACAACAUGUGGGCGCAGCUGGUGCAGGAUGCGGAGAGGCGCGGGUGCCUGGUGGAGGCUGGGAGCAAUGAAGGACUGGCAAGAGCUGUGGAGAGGCGGUGGGUGCAGGUGGGGGAAGCGCAGCAGCUGCUGAAGCCCCAUUCAGGGCUCUGGGUCGGCCUGCACUGGGAGUGCAGUGCUGGUUGCAGAUUUGACCCGCGCUGUUCUGUGUGCACUCUCUCCCCUCCUUUCCCUCCCUUCCCAUCUUCUGCCCCCCGUUUUCUUCUCUCUGCACCUUUACGUCGUGCCUCCCGGCCGCCUGCUGCCCACUACCGGCAGGCGGAGUUCAGCCAGGAGUUUCAGCGCAGCAUGCGGCAGGCGCCGUCGUUGGAGGUGAUCAAUGCAGUGCGGCGCCUCAUGCAGGGCCACCGCCCGCAGUGGGACACGCGGCCGCGGCACGAGCUCAGCGACCCGCGCUACCACGACAUCAUUCACGUGCAGCCCGUGGGGCGGGCCUUUCUCAUCUGGACCGUUGACAUCUCCCAAGAGACUUAUCAGCAAAUAAUCAAGGUAUGGGACGUGGUGCCAGAGCGCGGGGUGCUGCCGUGGCUGCACCGCCUGGCGAAAGGCCUGGCCUCAUUCUCAGACCAGCGCCUUGACUGCUGCGCCGCAAGCGCACCGGGCUCCGCUCGCAGGGUGCGCCCUCGCCAGUUCAGCAGGCAUGCUCCUUUCGAGUGGUGGAGGGGGCAGCAGAUCCACCAACUGCCAGAAUUAGCUGCCAUUCCGGAGCGAGCACCCGUGGAUGAAAACGUGCUGCUGAUGAAAUUCUACCCGCUUUCUCUAGGCUCCGCCCAGCACCUGAUGGCAGCAGUUCCGGGGGAGUGGCUGUUCAAGCUGAACGAGCAGCAAGCUGAGAUAGUCCACUCCAACUGCACUGCUUUUGUGCUCGGCCGAUCAGGCACGGGCAAGACGACAGUGAUCACCCACCGCCUGCUGCUGCUGGAGCACACGUUCCGCCGCGCCAUGGGCGAGAGGCGCCUUCUCACUCAUGCGGCCACUGGACGCAGCAGUGCCUGGCCGGGCAGAGAGCAGGGCGACUGGGGGACAUGUGAGGAGAUUGAGGAGAGUGAGGGAGACGAGGAUGAAGGGAAGAGUGGGGGGGAGGGAGAGGAGGAAAGGGGUGGACUGCGCCAGGUGGUUGUGACCCCGAGUGCACGCCUGUGUGCUGCUAUUAAGCACUUUGUGAACAAGGCCACGAGGACUAUGCUGCAGGCAGAGGAGCAUGGCGGUGCCUGGUUGCCCAAUGGACGCGCGGGGAGAGGGGAGGGAGAGAAACAGUCGCCACCGGCAGGGGAGGAGGGGCAGGAUGAGCUGCUGUUGUUGGAGGAAGCAGAGGAGAAACUUCUGGGUGACCUACCAGAGGCUCUGGAUUCAGUGGCGCCAGCUGCCUUCCCUCUUGUACUCACAUUCAAGAAGCUUCUCAGCAUGGUGAAUGCCACGCUGUCACACCCGUUCCAGAUGGAACGGAGCAGCACGGGCAGUGGAUGGGGCCGAGGAGGGUCCAUGGGAGGUCGAUGGAGUGGUAAUGGCUUGCCUGGUGGCAUGAAUGCAGUGUGGGAUGAGGAGAAUGAUGAGGAUGACUAUAUCUACUGGCCGCGGCUCAACGCAGCAACCACCCGUUAUCUCGAUGCGUCCGCGGUGUUCAAGGAGAUCUUCUCCCACAUCAAGGGCUCCCUGCACGCGCUCAGGACACCGCACGGCCGCGUGUCUCUGCAGGACUACGUGCUGCUGGCGCGCACGCGCACGUCCAGCUUAAACGAGGAGCAGCGCGCAGCCGUGUAUGGGCUCUUUUUGCAGUACGAGAGGCUGAAGUGGCAGAGAGGGGACCACGACAUGUGCGACUACGUGUUCCACGUGUACAAGCAGCUGGAGAAAGGGGCUACAAGGCUUUGGACCCCCGCUGCGGCUGCUACAGGCUCUGCCUAUGGUAGCACCAGCUCUCCUCACCAUGGCAGCCGGCCUGGCAUUUCGUCAACUGCAAUCGGGACAAGCAGGGCUGUUGGCGGUGGGGGAAAAGUUGUUGCAGGGCCACCAUUUCAGUAUGUGUAUGUGGACGAGGUGCAGGACCUGACCCAGGCACAGAUUGCCAUGCUGCAGUUCCUCUGUUCCAAUGUCGCCUGCGGGUUCUUCUUUGCCGGUGACACUGCCCAGACCAUCGCCCGCGGUGUGGACUUUCGAUUCCAGGACAUCCGACGGCUCUUCUUCGAGCUGUUUCUGGGAAAAGGGACGGCUGCUUCUGUUGCAGACGGGGUGGAGAGGAGCGAGGAAGUGGAUGCAGGGAGAGGGGAGACUGGUGGUGGGGUUAGUGGCAGAGAGAUCGUGGAGAGUGGGGGGGUCGAUGAGGCGAAGGAAGGAAGGUGCGGAGGAGAGAAGGGGGGUGUGUGCAAGAAGCAAGGGAGGUGGGCGAGGGCAAUAGAGUCGCGCGGGAGGCAGAGGCAGUCGGCCAGGGGGAAGAGGAUUCAGGAAGAGGUUCGAGGGGAGGGAAGCGCAGGGAAAGAGGCCACAGUUUUGAAACCCUGUGCGGCCUUUUCAAAGGGUGGCGCAGGCACUGGGAUAAUCACAGCAGAAGCAGCUAUUGACAAGGUUGCAGGCACCAGGAAUGGGGGAGAGGAGGAUGCACGCAAGGGCCAAGUGGAGGAUCGUUCGUCUUGCACUGAGAUGCCAGACCUACUCUUCCUCUCGCAGAACUUCCGGUCGCACAGCGGCAUCGUGCGAGUGGCAGAUAGCGUGGUGCGCUUGCUGCUUCACUUCUUCCCCCACUCUGUCGACCGCCUGCAGCCCGAGUUCAGCCAGCAGCAGGGCGAGCCGCCCGUGUUCCUCCAGUCCACCGGCAGCCGCGACCGCGUGGCACAGCUGUUUGGAAAGCGCGGGGGCAUUGGAGGAGGUGGAUGUGAAUUCGGCGCCGAGCAGGAUGCUCUGAUCUACAACUUCUUUUCUCACUCCCUGCUCGCAUCGGGUUGGCGCCUGCUGUAUGAGUACAUGCGGCAGCACCACCUCAUACCCUCAACCGCACAAAGCAGCUCCUCCAGUCAGUGGCAGUGCCCUGCCUUUGACCCAAGAAGGCACAACCUCAUGUGCAGCGAGCUGAAGCAACUGUACGUGGUGCUCACGCGAGCGCGGCAGCGGCUGUGGAUCUACGAGGAGGACGAGGCGGCAAGGCAGCCGGCCAUGGACCUGUGGAAGGCGAUGGGGCUGGUGGUGGUGCGCCCACUGACCACCGAUCUCAUUGCGUCCAUGCACACUGAGUCAUCGCCAGAGAAAUGGCACAAGCGGGGCCUCGAGAUGUUCAACGCUGGGCAGUUUGAGGCAGCAAAGAUGAGUUUCGAGAGGGCGGGGGACGAGCGCAGAGCAGCAGUGGCACAGGCCGCACUGCUGCAGCAGACGGCCAAGAGGCUGCAGGGCACAGACCACUGGCGGGCCUGUCGAACCUUCCUGGAAGCCGCGCAGGCGUUUCUGGCGGUUGACCGUCCGAGGGACGCUGCAGGGUGCCUCGCCAGCGCUGGAGAGAUGGAGCGAGCAGGUUACACCAGGGGGGGAAAGUGGGGGAGGGGAAGGGAGCUGGUGUGGGUGAAUAUGGGGGGUGGCAGGGCAGUGAUAGCGUGCCUGUGCUGGACUGCCACAUACCGCAACAUGUGCAAGCCACCACAGUGGGAGAAAGCGGCAGCAUGCUACUUGCAGGCUGGAAAGGCCUCAGAUGCUGCCGAGUGUCUGGCCCAGGCGUGGCUAGUGGAACGGGCACUAGCUGUGUGCUCACAAGCCAGGCUCUACAACCUAGGCCUCUCGCUCAUUCAUUCCUGGCAGGCGCAGAUUGCAGACGGGCUGAGAGCGGUGAAAGGGAAGGACAAGCAGGAGCAGCAUCAAUCGCAGCACUGGGUUAGCGGGGACAUGUCUGGCAGUAGCAGCAAUGGACUGGUUCCGCCUCUCUCGGUUAACUCAGCUGGAGGAGGUGGGACGUUCGCCUCUAGUUUGGAAAGCGCUCGAUGGGAAGGGGAGAGCGCUCAAAAGGUUGCAAGGGAGAGCAGUACUGCUUUGUGUGCUCCAGGGGAAGGGGAGACGUGGAAGAUGCGGCAGGGGCUGAUCACAAGGCUGAGUUCUGAUUUCCUGCGUGACGCUGCGAAGUUUUUCUAUCGGAAGAAGGAUAGGGGGAAGAUGAUGAAGUAUGUGCUCCGGUUCCCAGCCGCAGCGGAGAAGCGGCGAUUUUUGGAAAGGCGAGACUUGUUUGAGGAGCUGUUGCAGGUUGAGGUGGCUGAGGGGAACUUUGAGCGGGCAGCCACAGCAAAACUGAAGAAGGGCGAUAUGCUGGGAGCAGCUGAAAUGUUUGUUCAGCAAACGAUGUGGGGCAGGGCGUUUGAUUGUGCAAUGGAAGCUGCCCGUGUUGCCAGCAUGUGGGCGAAUGGGAACAACGGGUGGCCCCUGAAUUGCAGCAGCAGUAUGAGGAGGGAGGGAGGUGAGGAGCAGGAGGAGGAGGAGGAUAAGGAAGUGGGUGAAUGCGCACAGGUGACCACAGGUAGGAACGACGGUUGGAGCUGGAGGUCAGAAGUGAGGAAAUGGAUUGGAAGGGGAGCAGCGGUGAGGGUUGAGGGAGUUGGGGAAGAAGGUAAAAAAAGCUGGAGUGGAGGGAGCAGGAAUGCAUUGGAGCUGGCGGUUGCCAUCUGGCUGACACAGGAGGAAGCAUCAGUGUGCAGGGGGGCAGGCAUGGUAGCUGGAUUUGUAACAAGGGAAGGGGAGAGAGGGUCUGGGAAGGAAGCAAGGCGUCUAGCUCGGAGUCAGCACAUGGGGGGGAGUGCAGAGCAGGGAGAAGGAGCAAGGGAAGGUGAGAGGGAGGUGGAUGCAGAGCAGGGGUUGGAGGCUCUGACCCUGCUGCUGCUUAGCGAGUGGAUUCAACUAAAGGGUGGCACUGGGGACAUGGAAACACUGUGGUGCCGGCUGACUAGUUGGGAGCGGGGUCGGAGCAUUGCUGCUGAAGUGCUGUGCAGCUGGAAGGCUCUGGAGCUGAGCGUAGAGAAAUUCAACUUACUUUCUCACACCACCUCCUCCCUCUCCGCUGCCCCCCCUCUCACAAGCACCGCUGCCCCUCUGCCCAACACAGAGCAUCUCCCGAGCAGAAUACGUGUAUUGCGUCAACCGCAGCCAGUGCAAGCCAGCGUAGGUGGGUGGAGGCGGCCCUUGGGAGGAGGCGGACAACAGGGUAUGCAGCAGGUGCAGCAAGGCGUGACGAGUGAGCAGCCGAGAGAUGAAUCUUGGCCAGGCGGUUUCCAGCAGCUGGUGGCGCAGGUGGAGGAGGUGCAGCGCUGGUGGGGUGAGUGGAGUGAGAGGGCUGCGCGAAUGCUGGCGGCGCUGCAAAGGUUGUGCAGGAGGAGAGAGGUGCCGGCAGAUCAGCCCUGGCUAGAUGCAGCCUUUCAUUUGCUUGCCGCCACACCCCCCACUGCCUCCAGUACAGCAGGGGUUGUGUCCACAGCUGCCCACACUGCACCUCCUACCUUGGAUUUGCCGACACACUCCAUCCUGGUGGGUCUGUCCUGUGCCUCCUGGCUUCUCCCUGUGCGUGCUGCCGUGACCCGCCUGCCCAAUCAGGGCACUCGCGGGGAAGUAGCAAGGGAGGCUGCAGCUGAGGCGGGUGCCAUUUACUGGUCCAGGCAGGUAGUGGCUGUGGUGCAAGGCUGCCUGCAGGUCUUGGACGUAGCCAUGUGCAGGACGAGCGUGGCAUUGCAGCAGAUGGGGCGUGGAAACGAACUGAUGUUGCGAGGAAUGGGACGACAGCUACCAGGGCCAGUGGUGGCUCAGGGAGGAUGCAAGGUUCAUAAUUUUCAGCAGCAGCAGCAGCAGGGGGCCGCGAGGGAAGGGAUAUCCCAUGCAGCGUUACUGCGUCUGCAGUGCAAGUGGCUCGUGCAGUACCUUGAGAUGCUGGAACGAGCCCUGCAGUGCUGCAAUGGCGCCACCAAGGCCUCUCAACGGCCCCACGGUCACUCCACAACGGACUGGGUCUCAUCGAAAGAGGGGAAUGGUCACAAGUCGGCAGAGGCACGAGAGCUGGAGGGCGCUGCGAGCAUGUUGGAGAGGCUGCAGGACAGCCUGGCCCAGCGCCUGCUGCAGCAUGUGAUGCCGGUGGGCGCGCCCCUUCCCCGUGACGUGGCGCUGCUGGCUGCGGAGGUGCGAGCACAGGAGAGCACUGCCUUUGCGCUGCACUGCUGGGCUCUCAGGCUGCUUGCUCAGUGCGUGGAUGGGGCCACACGGCAGGACUCGGUCACGCGGGACAAGGAAGGAGUCGUGUGGGGUUCAAUUGGAUUGGGGUCUGACAUGCAUGAGCCCGUGCUUUUGGCUCUGUUGGGUGACUUGCUGCUAGUGCUGCCGCUGUUGGGCCCCCGAUGGGUCCACAGGCAUGGCGGGGAGCUGCUGCAGAGGCAGUCCAGCCUGCCUCCUGUGCACGCUGCGGUGCUGAGAGCGGUGGUGCAUGAAGAUGCCGUCCGGUUGUUCCUGGAGCAGCGGCACAGCCAUGGCGCUGCCGUCACUCUUGCCAGCACCGAGUGGGUGGCUGCUCUCCUGGAGGCGCUCACUAGCUGCAAUCCCGAGCAAACAAGCUGCGAUAUCUUCCUCCUCCUUACUGCCGCUGUGUACGUGCUUGAAAGGGAAGUGACUUACGUGUGUGCAGCCAUCACGAAGCUCCGAAACUUCAUCAUUCCCACCUCCCUUGCUGCUCUCCACUUAGAUAGCCACCACGCCUCUGCUCUCUGCACCCUCCUGCUCCAUUCACCAUUCAAAAUCUCUCCAGGCAGUGAGUAUCAGCUCAAAUCCCAGCUGACUCGCCUGCAUGGCGUUAUCAAGUCCCUUCUUCAGCAGCAGGGCGCAUUACAGCAGCAGUGGGGGUCAAGUUCCGAUGCUGCUGGUGACUCUACCCCUCACUUUCUCCGUCUACUCACCCUCCUCCUUGCUUCAUCAGCCAAUGUCCCGGCUUUCCACAACAGCACGGCUGCCUUCCUCCGUGACCUGUGGCGCUGCAACGGGUCGCUGUUGCUUCAGCUUCCGCAUCUGAUCCGUACCAAAUUCUCUGCUGUUUUGGGCGGAAAUCGGCCCAACCCCAAUGCAUUGCACGACUGCUUUUCGUGGGCCAUGUUCAAACUGGGUGACCCAUGGAUUGUGCUCCGGAGAAAAGGCUCUCCCUUUAUUCAUACGCACCAAUGGAUUGUGAAGCUGAAAAGGUUCAACGUUGAGAAGAGGCUGGUUAUGAGUGCAACUCAGGGGGGUGCAGCAAAUGUGCCCCAUUCGCCUCAAGCAAAUGCGAAAGAGGGGUGGGUGCCUGGUGUGGAUACUCGUCCCCUAGAGUACAGCGUAUUCUCUCUGGUGGAGCUCACAGGACGCGAGUCUGCAGGACGUGUUGGUGGAGGUGCGAUUGCUGACUGGGAGGCGGAGGGUGGGGAGGGAAGAGAGGAAGAAUGGGAGGAGGAAAGGGAGGGCGCCAGCGGAGAGAGAUCUGAAGAGUGGGGCGGAGCUGAGGGGCUGGUCGCGGAGGAGGGACUGGAGCCGGAGGAGGAGGGGGAGGAAGAGGUGGAGGGGGAGUUUGACGUGGAGGGGAUGGCGGAGGAAAAGGGGAAUGAGGGUGUUGAUGCCGAGUCCGGGUUUGAGAGGGGGUGCGGGAAAGAGAGGGAGGGAGAUGAUCGAGAGGAGGUGGACGGAGUGAAAAUUGCUGUUCGUGUCACUGCAACCUUAAGGCAGCUCCUUCUAGAGGCAAGGGAGCGGCUUCAGCAGGAGCUGCCACCACUGGAGAGGAGUCGCAGGGAGGCAAAGAGGGGCCUCAGUGUGCUGCUGCACACGCGCAGCAAGGCUGUGAGGGAGUUCUACAUCACGGAGUAUCUGGACCACGCCUCCCCUCUCGAGGUGAAAGCGUCGGCGUUUCUCGCCCUGGUGCACAGUGCAGUGCUAGCCAUGAAGGCUCGCCUCGGCACAGCACAGGAUGGUGGGGCGCAGACAGGGGGCCGGGACCCCUGGGAGCAAACAGGGGGGUACGGAGGAAUGAAGGGGUCCAUGGGUGAUAUUGCAUUGGAGGAGCAAAUUGAGAAGGAGGAUCAGUUACUGGAUGACGCGGCAGAUGCUGCGGAGGAGCUCGAGGCUGCCAUGGCUGUGCUGCACCAUGCGCACCCAGGCCACUCGUCUGCAUCAGUAUCAUGGCUACACCGCAAAGCCAUACAUCCUCUAUCGACCCUCCUCUCACUAAAGCGGCGCUCUCUGGAGCAGCCUUUGAAGGAAAUAUUGUCCUCUCGCAGUACACAGCCAACAGCCAGUGUAUGGGAGGAGUGGCAGUAA
Messenger RNA from Closterium sp. NIES-65, 11823 nucleotides. Lineage: Eukaryota; Viridiplantae; Streptophyta; Zygnematophyceae; Desmidiales; Closteriaceae. The record is from the annotation of a GenBank genome assembly.